This is a messenger RNA of Peronospora farinosa, 1641 nucleotides long. The record is from the annotation of a GenBank genome assembly. NCBI's taxonomy places the organism in Eukaryota, Oomycota, Peronosporomycetes, Peronosporales, Peronosporaceae.
AUGCUCGCGUGGUUCCUUGAAAGCGACGACCCGCUCAAGAAGUUUGGACUGUUGGUGGUCGGAAUCUGUGUUGGUGCUGCAGUCGCCUCGCAAUGUCUACCAAGUAACAACACUGACAAGAAACUGGUAAAGUAUCGACAGAGCAUUACACCAGGAGCACAUGGGCCUGUUCAAGUUCCGUUCUUACCGUCAGCACUCCCGGUCGUUGGACACGCCGUCUAUAUGGCCUAUCAUGCAAACAGGUUCUUGGAUUGGGUCACAGACAUCUUUCUCUCUCGCAAUGGAGCUCCGUUCACUUUGAGUCUGCCGUUUCAACGUGACCUCAUCUUUACUGCUAAUCCACAGCACUACGAACACGUUAUGAAGACACAGUACGACAACUUCGUCAAAGGUGACCACAUCUACGAAUUGCUCGUGGACUUACUAGGCGAUAGCAUCUUGAUUGUUGAAGGUGACGAGUGGAAGUUUCAUCGUCGAGUGUUCGUCAACCUCUUUAGUUCUCGAGCACUGCGUGAGCACAUGGCUCCCAUUAUUCAAAAACAUGUUCGUGUACUACAGCAUGUGCUUACAAAUGCCGCUAAAACCAAUGAAACCAUCGAUAUGUUCGCGUGCUCAGGAAGGUUCACGCUCGAUGCGUUCGGAGAGGUUGCAUUUGGCUUCAACAUGAGCACACUCACGUUAAAGCACGAACACCCAUUCGAGAAAGCUUUCGUAAGCGCACAACACAUUGUCGCAGCUCGACUAUUAGAACCCACUUGGUACUGGAAACUGAAGCGUUGGUUGAACGUAGGAAGCGAAAGACACCUCCGCAAGGCGUUGUCGACUGUCGACCACUUCGUCAUGAAUGUCAUUUCGAAAACGAUGGAGAAGUGCAACACGCCCCACGAUGACAACAGUAAGAUCCGUAAUCAAGACAUCAUCUCCCUUAUACUUGCAAACGAAACGGUGGACGGCAAACCCGUGGAUCCCAUCGUGAUACGCAACAUCGUGCUCAUGGCAUUGAUAGCUGGUCGUGAUACGGCAGCGGAUGGAUUAGCAUGGCUGUUCCAUUUGCUCACACUCAACCCGCGCGUCGAACAAAAGUUGCGUGCUGAACUAAUGAACAAGUUGCCAAAGCUUGGCACAGACUUGGACUACGUCCCGGACAUACACGAAGUACAAGGCUUGGCGUAUUUGGAGGCGACGAUCUGCGAGGCGCUGCGUUUGUUUUCACCUGUGGGCUUGGCACAAAAACUUUGUAUCCGCGACACCGUUUUCCCAGACGGCACGUUUGUUCCAAAAGGGUCAAACAUCGCGCUCACGUACUAUGCGAUGGCCCGUAUGCCGCGUGUUUGGGGUGCCGAUGCUGCAUCGUUCGUACCAGAACGGUUCAUUGAUCCUCGAACGGGCGAUAUGCUCAAAGUGUCGUCGGGCAAGUUCAGUGCAUUUAACACGGGUCCACGUGUGUGCGUUGGACGCAACCUCGCUAUGAUGGAGAUGAAGAUGGUAGUCGCUUGUGUAGUGAGCCGAUUCCAUCUGGACGAAAUACCUGGUCAAAAUGUAACCUGCUCCAUAGGACUUACAAUUGGUAUGAAGAACCCACUCAUGAUGCGCGUGCAAAAGAUCUCUCGAGCUGAUGAGGUUGUUGGAGUGGCUGCUUAA